This is a messenger RNA of Pollicipes pollicipes, 1803 nucleotides long. RefSeq names its product xylulose kinase. Gene Ontology annotation, molecular function: D-xylulokinase activity. The record is from RefSeq and is a predicted model, not a curated record. Gene Ontology annotation, cellular component: cytosol. The coding region runs from base 133 to 1803 and encodes 556 amino acids. Lineage: Eukaryota; Metazoa; Arthropoda; Thecostraca; Pollicipedomorpha; Pollicipedidae. Gene Ontology annotation, biological process: D-xylose metabolic process; phosphorylation; xylulose metabolic process. The transcript has 13 exons.
CGGAGGGGGUGCGGGGCGCGGGCGUAGCUACGUCCAUACGCUGCAUGUGGAAUUAGUCCAGUUUUACUACGUGAGAGGAUAAUAGGAGAGGCAGGAAGCAGUCUCGUAACUCUGGUGGUGUGAUUCUCUGAAAUGGAGGGGGCUGAGUAUGCGUCUGAUAUGCGGGAGGGCGAGGUCUUGUCUGACCCUGAAUCUGCAGUUGCUGAUAAACCCAAGCCAAUGGCUUUUGAAGAAAAAGAUGCAGUGUACCUUGGUUUUGACUUCAGCACCCAACAGGUCAAGGCCCUGGCUAUUGACUGCAACUUGAAGGUGAUAUGUGAGGCAUCUGUGCUAUUUGAUAGAGAACUUCCUGAAUUCAGGACCCAUGGGGGAGUGAACCACGGCGCAGACUCACUGACAGCGACGGCACCGGCCAUCAUGUGGGUCAAGGCCCUUGACAUGCUGAUGGACAAGUUGCGGGUGAAUGGUCUGGACUUCUCGCGGGUGGCCGCCCUCUCAGGUGCUGGGCAGCAGCACGGCAGUGUGUUCUGGCGGACGGGCGCCGGCGCCACGCUGCGCGCGCUGCAGCCUGACCAGUUCCUGCACCAGCAACUGGAGUCGGCGUUCAGUGUGCGCAACUCGCCCGUCUGGAUGGACUCGAGCACGGCGGAGCAGUGCCGCCGACUGGAGGAGUACGUCGGUGGACCGCAGAAACUGGCUGACAUCACCGGCUCCCGGGCAUACGAGCGGUUCACGGGCAACCAGAUCUCUAAGCUGCACCAGGUCAACCCGGAGGCCUACAAGAACACGGAGCGUAUCUCGCUGGUGAGCAGUUUCGGCGCCUCACUGUUCCUCUGUGAGUACGCGGGCAUCGACCUGUCGGAUGGCUCCGGCAUGAAUCUGCUCGACAUCCGAAAACACGACUGGGACCAGCACUGCCUGGAUGCGUGCGCGCCGGGCCUGCGCUCGCGCCUGGGCGCGCCGCUGGCGUCGGCCGCCCGCUGGCUGGGCGCCGUCGGCCCGUUCUGGGUGGAGCGGUACGGCCUGGAGCCCGAGUGCGGCGUGGUGGGCUUCACUGGCGACAAUCCGGCCUCGCUGGCCGGCCUGCGGCUGCGGCCCGGCGACCUGGCGCUCAGUCUGGGCACCUCCGACACGGUGUUCGCGUGCCUGGAGCGGCCGCAGCCCGCCCUCCAGGGCCACAUCUUCGUCAGCCCCGCCAGCGCCGACCGCUACAUGGCGCUCAUUUGUUUCAAGAACGGUUCGCUGACACGGGAGAAGUACCGAGACCUGUGUGCGGACGGCUCGUGGGACACCUUCAACCAACUGCUGGCCACCGCGCCGUCGGGGAACCUCGGCAACCUGGGCAUCUACUGGGGCGAGCAGGAGAUCUCGCCGCGCGGCGUCGGCACACACCGGCGGGACCCCGAGGGCCGGCCCGUUGAGGCGUUCGACAAGCACACCGAACUGCGCGCCGUGGUCGAGGGUCAGCUGCUGGCCAAGCGCGCCCACGCCGAGAGGCUCGGCUUCGAGAUUGGGCCGGAGACCCGUGUGCUGGCGACAGGAGGAGCGUCCAAGAACCUCGCCCUCCUGCAGAUAGCGGCGGACGUCUUCAACUCGUCGGUGUACACCCACGACGUGGCCAACUCGGCCUGCCUGGGCGCCGCUUACCUGGCGAGGCUCGGCCGCGCUCGCCAGGCGGCCGGCGACACCUCGUUCGAGGCGGUGACGGCCGCCGCCGAACCCUUCCAGUUGGCCUGCCGGCCACGGCCCGACGCCCAACAGCGGUACGCCGCGCUCGAGGCGGAGGUGGCCGGCGCCCAGUGA